AUGGUGACGACUUACUCUCCCGGAACUCACAGCAGUGAACAAGAUCUUGAGAGUUACGAGCGAUUUGCCUUAGAAGAUCAUGUGCGCGAUAUAAUCUCGGAGCUCUGCAAGAUACCCGCAGCCCGCGAAGAAUUUGGGCUUGGUGAUGGUGUUGAACGGUCGGGAUCGGAUACCAAAAUGUCUAGGCCCGAUCAAUUCUGCAUCCACCGCGUUGAUGGUCAUAUAAAUACCUUACUAAUUACUAUUGAAUACAAAGUAUCUCAUAAACUUCCGGAGAUCGUUGAACCAGACAUUGUACCAACAGAUGGGCCGGAGAAGCAGAGAUACAAUGCUGCGCGGUUGGCUGGGUCAGUGGCCGUUCAACAAUUCCAUGGGAUGAUAGAAUAUGGAGUCGGAUGCUCGUCCAUUACGAACGGCCUUAUAGAUGUGCAACUAUGGGUGCCUUUCGACGAUCCAGCUACAUUACACUACGAUGUAGGCGGGCCAGAUACCAAUGCUCAGGGGCCGCACACCAGAGUCGAGAGAGCUUUAUGCGCUUGUUUGAUGAGCUUUCGCACUCCUUUUCGUGAUCAAGCCUGGCGCAAUGCUGCUGCAAACAAGCUGCCGAAAUGGCACACGAGUUUCGAUAGCGAGCGCUCCCAGAUCCCAGCGACGGAAUUACCACAGAAUCCAAAGCUGGACUAUGCCUGCUCCGAAUACACUAGUCCUGAGCAGAGUACCUCUGAGUAUAUACCUUCAUCUGUCUGGGGCGCGCCAUCAUCUGACCAGCAUAUCCAAGGGGACUCUUCUGAUUCUGAGGUAGAUCCUGUUGCAUCUGCUGGACGCAAGCGGGGGUUCAGCCAGGUCACAUCAUCCCCUCCAGCCCAGCGCUCUGCACCUCAGGCAGGUCCUCGAGCGAAUCAAAGCGGGCAAUCUCGCCCACACGCUGCUCAGUAUUGCACUCGGGGGGACUACGGCGUACUGUUCAAAAUUACUUGUACCACCUUCGGAUAUACUGUUCUCGGGAAAGGGACUACACAUGGCGCGGGAAGAAUUCGCCAUAUGCUACUAAUGGGCUGGGGUGGCGAGAGUUUAAAUAACAUAAUUCUGGACAAAACUAUCCCGGCGGGGAUUUCUCAGUCGGUAAAGGAAAUCCGUUCCUUGGGUAUUUGCCACCAGGAUCUACGUUUGGAAAACGUAUUAUGGAAUGCUGAGCUCCAGCGAGCCCUGAUCAUCAACUUCCAUCGGUGCACUUUAGCCCAUUGGCCCGUGUACAACCGGCAAGGUGAUUUUAAACGACUGGGGUGUGGCCCUGAAGGACGUAAAUCGAAAAGUCUGCGUGUGGUGUGAGUUGAGCUCAUUGGAAG
Molecule: messenger RNA, 1346 nt
Organism: Aspergillus eucalypticola CBS 122712
Lineage: Eukaryota; Fungi; Ascomycota; Eurotiomycetes; Eurotiales; Aspergillaceae
Exons: 6
Coding region: 1-1329 (442 amino acids)
Source: RefSeq, a predicted model, not a curated record